UUCUGUACCCUCUCUACUGUAUUCAGAUGCGUGCCUUUGUGCACCAUUACAACCCGACCCUAAUGGCCUCCUAGUAUUUCUUGAAUUAACUGCUCGUACUGAACAGGCCAACCCUGUUCACCCAUCCACAGCUCGUCUCCUAAUGCGUCCUGGACUCGCGGGUAUAGCUGUGGAGAUGCUGAGCGGUGCCGCCUGCCGGGCCAGGCCGAGGCUCGGCUGCCUCUUGCUGUCCCCUGUCACCAAAACAGUAACGCCGAUGUCAUGUACGGGCAGCCACAGAUUGCGGUCCACGUCCUCGAUGCAGGGCUUUUCAGAGCUGGCCAGAGAGCGGUCGAAGACUGUGACGUCGUUUUACAACCAGUCGGCGAUUGACGCUUCGGCAGAAAAAGCAUCUGUGCGACUGACCUUAGCCACCCUGCUGUAUUCUGGGAAAUCUCCUGACGGACAUCACAUCUUGAGCAGUGCCAAGUAUCUCCAUAAGGAGCUGCCUGUACGGAUCGCCCAUCGCAUUAAGGGCUUCCGUAGUCUGCCUUUCAUCAUCGGCUGCAACCCGACCAUUCUGCAAGUGCAUGAACUGUACAUCAGAGCCUACCACAUGCUUGUCGACUUCCCCCCGAUUAAGGACCAGGAUGUGGAGGCUCGUUUCUGUAAACUGGUGCAGCAGCUGUUGGAUGACCACAAAGAUGUGGUGACGAUGCUGGCCCAGGGCUUCAGGGAGUGUCGUAAACAUGUCCAGGAUGAAACCAUCCUCCGUAACUUCCUGGACACAACACUCUGCUCUCGUCUGGGAAUCCGAAUGCUGGCCACGCACCAUCUUGCCCUCCAUGAAGACAAUCCUGACUUCGUAGGGAUCAUAUGCAGACGUCUCUCACCCAAAAAAAUCAUAGAGAAGUGGGUGGACUUCGCCAGGCGUCUGUGUGAGCACCAGUACGGUAACGCCCCGAGAGUGAGGAUCAACGGACACGUAGCAGCUCGCUUCCCCUUCAUCCCACUGCCUCUAGAUUACGUCCUACCUGAGCUCCUCAAGAAUGCCAUGAGGGCCACCAUGGAGAGCCAUCUGGACACUCCAUACAAUGUCCCAGAUGUGGUUGUGACCAUUGCCAAUAACGACAUAGACUUUGUGAUCAGGAUUUCAGACCGUGGGGGGGGCAUCCCUCACAACAUAGUAGACAAAGUGAUGGACUACCACUUCAGCACGGCUGAGGAGAGUGCACAGGACCCCCGCAUGAGCAACCUGUUCAACAACAUUACCAACAGUGGCAACCAGUCCAGCCCCAUGCAUGGGUUCGGUUUUGGUCUGCCCACGUCCCGGGCCUACGCUGAGUACCUGGGUGGUUCUCUGUCCAUCCAGUCCAUGCAAGGCAUCGGCACUGACGUGUACCUGCGACUGCGUCACAUCGACGGCAAAGGAGAGAGUUUUAGAGUGUGAAGGAGCCACCGACUGGUCAUAAGCUACGUUAGCUGUUCUUCUGAUGACUCUCCUCUGUGUUUCAUACCCUGUGGCAUGUUAUCUUUACGUUUCUAGGGGUCGUAUGAACUCUUUGAAUCUUUAGGUUAUCGGGACAAACUGUGCAUGAUAGUGAUGAUGAUAUUGAAGAGGAAGAAGAGCUUCGGUUUUAAAGAAGCUUAGCGUCAUGAAGCCUCAGAGUAGGAUAUUUUACACUCCAGCGUUGAACCACUUACACGUUCCACAACGAUCAACACAAGCGCAGUUUAACGUAGGACGUUCUCCAGCUGUUUGAGGCAUGUCCUCCCAAAACCUCGUCGGUUCAGCUGAUGGAACUGCCAAAACACCAAAUGCUCAUUAAAUGUGUGUGUUUCUGUUUGUGUUCAGCAGUAUUUAGUGGAGCUUUCAGACAGGAAUGCCAAACAGGAAGUUGCCUUACUGUGUGAUGAGUCAAAAUCUUAUGUUCAUUUUCUUCUUUUUCUUCUGUUGCCUUUACUGGAUCACACACCUCAUCAGUAGAUUUCCUGUUGAAACGCUUAGCUCUCACACCAAUCACAGCCGUUUUUCACUAUAUUGUUACAGAGGCAUAUUAUACCAGAGAAGUAUUGUCCGCUGUUGUUUGCUUCUUUUUAUGUGUUUUAUCCAAUUGUAGAGUUUUUGUGUUUUUUGUAGAAAGUGUCAGUUCGUACAUAAUAACAUUUUCGCUCUGCUGUAGCCAAGUUGGUUUAGAUUAUUAAUCACUUUUUAGUUCCAUUCUGAAGAGAUGACAGAGGUCACAAUUGUACUAUCUGUUAAGAAACAGUUGUUUUUGUUCCAUCAGAGCCAGGAGAGGUCAGCAGUACAGUGUUUAUCAUCCUGCUUCCUUCCUAAAGCAGCCCAUCAGUCUUUGGAACCUCAGCCAUGUGGGUUUAGUCUCAAAAUUCCAGUCAGAGCAGUGUCCAGACAUAAGGAAGGUUUUCUCUGGUUGUCUCCCUUUAAAAGUCUGAUAAUCAUGUUCCAGAUACAGUGUCUGCAUACAACUCCUGUGAGCAUGAGCAGACAAGGCCUUUUAUACUCAAACUCAGUUGUAUUAAAAACAAGUGGUGCCAAGCACAACAAACCCCACCCUUUGCACGUUUUUCACCCAUUAUAAGUAUAAAUGGGAAGAUUU
Messenger RNA from Sphaeramia orbicularis (orbiculate cardinalfish), 2597 nucleotides. RefSeq names its product branched chain ketoacid dehydrogenase kinase (gene bckdk). Gene Ontology annotation, biological process: regulation of glucose metabolic process; protein phosphorylation. Bases 143 to 1429 code for a protein of 428 amino acids. Gene Ontology annotation, molecular function: pyruvate dehydrogenase (acetyl-transferring) kinase activity. The record is from RefSeq and is a predicted model, not a curated record. Gene Ontology annotation, cellular component: mitochondrion. The transcript has 11 exons. NCBI's taxonomy places the organism in Eukaryota, Metazoa, Chordata, Actinopteri, Kurtiformes, Apogonidae.